GGACCAUCUGUUACGGUCCGUUAUCUUUGUCCCAUACACAAAUAGACUUUGCCUUGUGUAGGUGCCUGCAUCAGCUAGAUAUUUUGUACCUGGAGAGCCCAGCAGCACUGUGCGCCGUAGUAAACGUUAUAUAUCCUGAUAGCACCGUGCCACUGCUUGGCAUUUAGCAUAUGCGCUCUUGAGCGGAAAUUUGAUACGUAAUAGGACAGGACAGCCAUGAACGGUGUUGGCCACCAGAAUGGGCCAGUUGCCAAUCAAGAAAAGGAGCCCAUACGCUUUCUGAAAGGUGCCGCGAUCAGCGUCUGGCAGAACUCAGGCGAUGGCGGUUCAAACUGGACACGCUUUGCGAAGAGCCUCUGGCCUUUCCGCUACCUUGGUGUAAGCGCUAUUCGUGGGAAGUACAACAUCGACAAAUGCAGCGACUUUUGGAACAACUAUGAGAAGGACAUCAAGCUCGCAGCCGCCAUCGGCAGCACCACCUUCCGCUUCUCCAUCGAGUGGGCGCGUAUCGAGCCGGAGCGGGGCGUGAUAGACAUGGAGGCGGUGCGCAGGUACCACCAGAUGCUCGACUGCAUGGCCGCCCACGGCCUGGAGCCCAACGCCACGCUGUGGCACUUCGUGCACCCCACCUGGUUCGAGGACGCGGGCGGCUUCACGCGCGAGGAAAACAUUCCCGCGUUCGUCGAGUACAGCAAGCGCUGCUUCGAGUGGUUCGGAUCCAAGAUCCGGCUGUGGGCCACCUUCAACGAGCCCACGUGCUACAUGUUCCUGGGCUGGGUGGUGGGCAUCGCCCCCCCGGGUCGCAUCUUUGACCUUGUGGGUGCGGGCCGCAUGCUGAGCACCAUGCUGAAGGCGCAUGUGGCGGCCUACCGGGCCAUCAAGGCCAUGCCGGGGGGCGCGGAGGCGCAGGUGGGGCUGGUGAGCCACCACAUCACCUUUGAGGCGCAGGGCAACGGACUGCUGCACGGCGUGGCCAAGCUGGUGUCGGACUGGAUGACCUACUGGUGGGGCUGGGACGUGGUGGAGCACUGGAUGCUGACGGGCGAGUUCGUGUGGAAGCUGCCCGUGAUGGGCGUGUGGCAGCGCUGGAAGGACCCGGACGGCCGGCCGCCGUGCGACUGGUGGGGCAUCAACUACUACUCGCGCGGCAUCUUCUCCUGGUACCUGCAGCCCGCCUGCCGCGAGGAGGAGGUGAUGACGGACAUGUACUACCCCAUCUACCCGGAGGGAAUGUACCGAGCCAUCAAGAGGUGCUCCGAGUUCGGCAUCCCCAUGUACAUCACCGAGACCGGCAUCGCGGACGCGCGGGACGACCGGCGCGCGAUCAUGAUUGACGCGUACUUCAAAGAGGUGCUGCGCGCGGUGGCAGAUGGCCACGACGUACGCGGCUUCUACUACUGGACGCUGGUCGACAACCUGGAGUGGGCCACCGGCUACACGAUGAAGUUCGGGUUGUACGCCUGGGAGCCGGACGGCAGCGUGGACAGGAAGCUCAAGGAGGGCAGCAAGGUGCUGAUCCGCUACUUCCGCACGCUGCCUGACGACCUGGCCGGGGUGCGGGAGGCG
Molecule: messenger RNA, 1566 nt
Organism: Astrephomene gubernaculifera
Lineage: Eukaryota; Viridiplantae; Chlorophyta; Chlorophyceae; Chlamydomonadales; Astrephomenaceae
Source: the annotation of a GenBank genome assembly